Glarea lozoyensis ATCC 20868 is the source of this 444-nucleotide messenger RNA. RefSeq names its product HRDC-like protein. Gene Ontology annotation, cellular component: P-body; RNA polymerase II, core complex. NCBI's taxonomy places the organism in Eukaryota, Fungi, Ascomycota, Leotiomycetes, Helotiales, Helotiaceae. The record is from RefSeq and is a predicted model, not a curated record. Gene Ontology annotation, biological process: nuclear-transcribed mRNA catabolic process, deadenylation-dependent decay; positive regulation of translational initiation; transcription initiation at RNA polymerase II promoter. Gene Ontology annotation, molecular function: nucleotide binding; translation initiation factor binding. The transcript has 3 exons. The coding region runs from base 1 to 444 and encodes 147 amino acids.
AUGUCCGCCACCUACGCAGCCACGUCGCGCUCGCGCGAAGAACCACAGGGAAACGAGGAAGCGUCUGCGGUGUUGCAUCUGGGGGAGUUUCAGGAUGUGGAUGCGUUGACGCAUAGUGAGGCGGCGUUGGUUAUUAAUGCGCUGGUUGCGAAGAGGAAGAAUGAUCGGAAGAAUGUUAAUGAGACUGAAAUCCUCCAAAAAACCACCGACUACCUCGAACACUUCGCCCGUUUCCGCCGCAAAGAAAACGUCGAAGCAGUAGAAAGACUCUUAACCGCCCAGAAAGGGUUGGCGAAGUUUGAGCGCGCGCAAUUAGGAUCCCUCUGCUGCGACGAAGCCGAAGAAGCAAAAACCCUGAUCCCAAGUCUACAGGAUAAGAUCACGGACGAGGAGUUACAGGUGUUGCUGGAUGAUAUUAAUAAGUUGAUGGGAUAUGGAAACUAG